CCGUUCGAGUUGUUAUAACGAAAACCCAAACUCAAAACGAAAUAGAGAACAGUGCAAAAGGUCACGAAUUAGAAGUAAAGGGAAUUAAUUAAAAAAUAUUAAAAAAAAAUAAAAAAAGUGUUGAUAAUUUAAUAUAAAUUAGAAAUUGUGAAAUACCAGAAAUAAUACAACAAGUCUGAAACACAAAAAAUAAUUGGCGCAAAACAGCGAGCGUCAACACUCCGGCAACGCAAUGCAACGUUUCGGCUAAAUCGCUUGUCGCGCGUAUUUGGCGUAAAUAAUUGUGCCGAUGGCGUAGCAAAAAUAACAAAAAAAAGAGAAAUAUUGAAAAAGUAAUAUUUGCAUUGUGCGCCACCAGGUAAAUGAGCCGCGCAAUUGUAACGAAGUGAAAUAAAACGAAAGACUAACUUCAAAAGCAAAGCGCAAAUCUGCCGAAACCACAAAAUCAAUAAAGCAAAAAAUAAAAAAAAAAAUAUUAUAACUAAUAAAAAGUACACAACAGCAACAAAAAAUCAACAAAAACAACUCAAAUAGCGAAGCUGCGCGGUAAAAGCACAGCGCAAGCAAACGAGGCAACAUGGACGCGGUCAAUUGGUUGCGGUUUGGUCUGCUGCUGACGCUUGCAUUUUUUGAGCUCAGUCACUGCAUACAAGUCACACCAGUGCCAAAAAUUGCCAACAUCACAAAGCCGUUACUACAAGAAGAACUUCUGCUUGAUACAAAUAACGGUACGCUGGUUAGUGACUCGGUGUUAAGCGCCUCCGAGCGUAAUCGUCGUUUGAUACCCUAUAUGGCUUUCUAUUUGGCACCGGAUUUUCCGAUCAAUCAACAAUAUGCGGUUCAAGGUCCGAAAGGAGCGCUACCACACAGCAGCAAAUAUACGAAACCGAUGGCGGUGGAAGGACCUCUGCCACCGGCCAGUGGACACAUAGCUUUGCCGCAGGAGUACAUGAAUUUACGCGCACCACCGCCUGGCACCCUCAGCGACAGCGACUUGACAUACGCACCAGCACCACAACAACACUAUCUUCCAAGUGCCGGCGAUGUCUAUCAUCAGUUGGCAUACUCCGCCGCAGGACCACCAACACCGCCGCCGACAGCCACGCCACAGCACAGUCCACCACCGCUCUCACAAGCACUCAUCAAUACGAAGAGCAGUAAAGUGCCAGUGUUGCACUUAUUGCCACCCGGACCACCGGGCCCCACUGUGGCGCCCAUCAUAAAGCACAAGCACAAAACGGUACAGCAUUUCCCGCCCACGAAGCCGCCAGCGGUGCAACAGCUGCCGUACGAGCAGCCGCAGCCGCAGCCGCCGCGACAGAAGACGAUACGCCACAACGCAGUGCACCAGCAACAACAACUGCCGGUAUUUGCACAGUCACAGCACGAACUCCAGCAUCCACAACAACAACAGCAGCAGCAACAGGCGCCCGUGUUUCGGCAGCAAACGCGUCCGAAAGCAUCAAAAGUCAAUUUAACACCAUUUACACCGUCAAACACACUACCCGGUCAUUUUAUACCGAUUAUUUACACGCCAGUAAGCGGCGAUGACAACAGCAAUAACAACAAUAACAACAACAAUCAUGAUGGCAAUGCACUUCAUUAUGGCUAUGACAAUCCGACGGUAGUAUUGGUUGAUGAUCUGUCGCCUCCGUUGCAGCCAGUCAAUCUGCCACAACAACAACCACAACCGGCACCAUUCAAGCCAAUUUCGCCGUCGCAUGCCACAGCAAGCAACGAAUAUACGCUAGUACCUUCAGCUGUGCCGAUUGAGGCGCAUCAUCAACAACAACAACAACAUCAACAAUACGAACAACAGCAACAGUACCAACAGCCAAAGUACAUUACUGCAACUGGCGUACCCGGAGACACACUCGCGCCACAGCAAGCGGAUCUGCCAAGAGGACCCGCCACAGGCGCAGCACUGAUUCCACAUUCGACGACAAGCUCCACCUAUCACAUAAUCAAUGAGCCAUCAGCACCUGUGCAUCCAUCAUUAACAUCUGCACCGCAAAAGCAAACACAAUUGAAGCAACAACAACAAACACAUUCGCAACGGCAUUCGACGCGACCGCGACAAAAACAAUCGCAUUUCCAAUUGCCGAGACCGGUGAAUUUUUUCGACGGCAUCGCGCCGGCACAGGAAUUACUAGAACAACAACAACCGCCACAGCCACAGCAGCAACAACAGCAGCAGCUGCAACAAGAAUUGGUGGCGCAGCAGGACUCGUACACGUAUUUGAAUGAUGAGACGAUGACGCCACAGGAGAAAUACGUGCGCUAUUUACAACAACGCAUCCGUUACAAUAAGCAACAACAGAAGCAACGCGAACGCGCUAAACAGCGUGAUAAUUUCAUUCCACGACAACAAUACGACGCGGAACAGCAGCCACAACAGCCGCCACAUUCGCAAAUUGUUGUGCUUGGCGGUGACGGUGAUGCUCCGCCAUCCGCACCCGCGCCACCCUUUGGCCCCGCCGCCGCCAAUAAUCAGCAGCAAUUAGACGCGAACGCACAAGUCAAUUAUCCGCAACAUAGUCCCAUAAGGCAUGCCGUGUAUCCGCAUCCCGAGCUGCAUGUGCCGCCGAAUCAUCAGCCGCCGACGAAUGUGGCAACGCUGAAGCAAGUUGUAAAAAUUCCCGUGCGCACUUUGGUGAGCGAGGCUCUGGAUGCAUUCCAACAGCAGCAGCAACAACAAUUGGCGAUUAAGGGCUCGAGUGGUGGGGGCGUGGCGUAUCGGCAGCAACAGCCUCAAUAUGCAAGCGGUUUGGGACCGCCGGCAACUCAAUAUAUCGACUACAUCGUUGACGACCCCAAGCAAUCACUAGACGAUGAGCACCAACAACAACACAGCGCAGCAAAUAGCGUGCCACAAAAGCCUGCAACGCCACAAGAUACUUUUAUUGUUAUAUCAACCUCAUCGCCACCAUUGAUUGCACCUGUCGGCGGCAUUAACCAAGAUUACUACGACUCCACCCACAGGCCAAUCUACAAGCAACAGCCAGCACUGCGCUUACAACCGUUGCCGCCGGCCAACAGCAAACACAACUACGCCACUAGGCGUCCAAUUGCAGCCGCCGCAGCACCAGAAACACAACCACCACCGCCACCAGCGACAACUGGUGUGGUGAAGCUCAAUUUUGGCGAUGUUAUAAAACCGGCUGCGAAAUUGCGGUCAUCACACAAAUAUGCCGGUGGUAUCGGCAGCAAGUUGGCACCGCCAGCGCCGCCACUUGAGCCAGAGGUAACACCACCCACACAGCAACAACACCAGGAGAAGCAGCAAGUAAGUGUGCCCGAAUAUUACAAUCCACCGGUGCCAGUGGUCGCCAAAACCACACCAAUUUUGGAUCCCAACCAGCUGCCAGACAUACGUUCCUCCUCGUUGGCAGAGAUUCUGCACAAGUUGCAGGCGAGCAAUCACUUGCCAAGAACACUGACGCCGGAAAAUAUUGAUAAUUCGAUUAAGACGCUUGUCACGAUAUUGGAGAAUCUGAAGCAAACACAAACAAUUGUGCCGAAUCCGCCGCAACAUCACGAGCGACCGGCUGUCGCGCCGGACUAUGACUACGGCACGAGCAGCGAAGAUUUGAACGCUGCAGCGCCGGACCUCAGUAGUGUGUUGUCGCCGGUAGUGCCAAAUAAGCAUCCCGGACCGAGCACCGGACGCGCUGGCAUCGAUUACCCCAAUUACGCUGAUAUACCACAGACGAAUUUCAACUGUGCGGAGCAACGCUACAAAGGCUUCUUUGGCGAUCCCGAAACGAAUUGCCAAGUGUGGCAUUAUUGCGAUCUGAAUGGCGGCAAGGCUUCGUUUCUAUGUCCCAAUGGCACCAUUUUCAGUCAGAUCGCCCUCACUUGCGACUGGUGGUUCAAUGUGAAGUGCUCCACAACCGCACAGCUUUAUGUGCUGAAUGAGCGACUCUACAAAUAUAUUCUACCAUUUACGCCAAAGUUCCCCGAAGACUACAGUGGACCGCUCGUCGACAAGUAUUUAGCAAUGAAAUUCCAGGAGAUGGAAGAAAAGAUGCGUAUUGAAAAGGAGAAAGUAGAAAAAGCGGCAAUCGCCGAUGUUGUAGCAACCACAGGCACAGAAACGAGCAACAACAUUGAAAGCGAUGAAGUCAGCGACGGCGCUGAUACGGACCAUGACACAAGGAUACACGCUGAUAGUGUCGAUGAUGACACCGACAACGAUGACGAUACCGAAGUGACCACAGUGGCGGACCUACGCACGCUACCACGCACUUUGAACCCACAUAAUAAUCUGGGCCCGAUCAAUGCACACGUGAGUGAACAAAGCUCCGAGCGCAAUCUACUGAUCGAUGACGAAGUCGAUGAUAUAGCGAAGCGUGGCAGCGUUGAUACAUUCGAAAGUUCCACUAUACCGACCAUAUCGGUCACUGUGAGUAAGGUGGACGACACGCCUGCCUUCAGUCUGAAACCAAUUGUGGUAUCCUCCACACAAGGACCCGACUACGAUGAUGAUACAAAUGAUGCACCGGCAGUGCAGCAUAACCUACGCAAUGCCGAGGAAGCGACAAGCAGAACGCUGGCAGCGGAGACGGCGCAAACAACCGCACAAACACAGCUGCUGCAAGAGGGAAAUCAAGCACAAGUGCAGUCAUCACCGAAGCCGGUGCGGCAAACGGCCAAUAUAGAUGUGGAAAAAGUGGAAGUAAUCGAAAUUAAAGCCGAAGGCGCAGCUGGUCAGCUGGGAGCGAAGAUGUACUAUGGCGCCGAGAGUUCGAAGGAUGUGCGGUAAAUGUAUUGUGUGCCAGAAUAGCGGAGGUAUUAGGGGACAGUGUGUUUGAAAUGUGUUUCUUGUUUACGGCAACACAAGAAAAUGGAGUCGGUUUGAUUGGGUGUAAUAAAAAGACGGGAGUUUUAGCUUGUAAGCAAUUCGAGGUGGAGCACAAACGUUUGCCAUUUGGGAAUUAAAUUGUGAAACAGUAGCUGAAUGAGAUAAUUAUGCGACAUUUGAAUAUUUUUUCUAUCGUGGUAUUAUUUAUAUUUCGCCUUUACUGCAACAAAUGCAACAGUAAUUUUAGUUUUAAGUAUUAUUUAGCAAAUUGGUUAGCAACUCAUGUCAAUUAACGAUCGUUAAUGACUCUAUAUGUUACUUGCCAUAUUCAUUAACUGCUUGUUUUUGUAACUAAACUAUUUAAAUGCAAAAACUGAAAAUUUAGUUUCUAGUAUUUUAGACGAUGCAUAAUUUAAACGAAA
Bactrocera tryoni is the source of this 5226-nucleotide messenger RNA. RefSeq lists its product as uncharacterized. The coding region runs from base 578 to 4765 and encodes 1395 amino acids. The transcript is spliced from 10 exons. Gene Ontology annotation, molecular function: chitin binding. NCBI's taxonomy places the organism in Eukaryota, Metazoa, Arthropoda, Insecta, Diptera, Tephritidae. Gene Ontology annotation, cellular component: extracellular region. The record is from RefSeq and is a predicted model, not a curated record.